AUGGCUGGCAUGUCACGGAAACCCCCCAGCAUGUACUGGUGUGUGGGACCAGAGGGGUCAGCUGUGUGUCCAGAGCGUGCCAUGGAGACCCAGCACGGGGCAGUGGGCAUGGGCAGCAAACCAUCCACUCCAGGGAGCAACUGCACAGUGACAUCCCCCCAGACAGAGGGCAUCUAUGCUGCCUACAAGCAGGGUGACCACAGCAAGGCCCAGGACCUGAUCAGAGAGGCUUGUGACCAGAGCACAUCUCAGCUGGAAAAGGGUCAGUUUCUUGCCAUUGCUGCAGCCUAUGGGGACCUGGAGACAGUGCGGUAUCUGCUCAUCAAGAGACGGGUGGAGCUGUCCACAGAGCCGACCGAUGACAAUCCUGCUGUGGUGGCCACACGCUUUGGACACACUGCAGUUGUCCAGGAGCUGCUGGAGUCCCUGCCAGGUCCCUGCAGCUUUCAGCGGCUCCUGAACUGGAUGUUGGCCUUAGCUUGCCAGCACGGCCACCUGGCCAUCGUCAAGCUCCUAGUCCUGACUCACGGAGCUGACCCUGAGAGCUAUGCCACCAGGAAGAACGAGUUCCCUGUCAUCUUGCGCCUGCCCCUCUAUGCGGCCAUCAAGUCAGGCAAUGAGGACACAGCCAUAUUCUUGCUUCGUCAUGGGGCUUUUUUCUGCUCUUACAUCUUGUUGGACAGUCCUGACCCGAGUAAACAUCUUCUCAGAAAGUAUUUCAUAGAAGCCAGCACCUUACCCAGUGGUUGUCCAGGAGAGACUUCCCUUCGUGUGAAGUGGGCCCAUCUCAGGCUGCCCUGGGUGGACCUGGACUGGCUGAUAGACAUCUCGUGUCGGAUCACAGAGCUGGACCUCUCUGCCAACUGCCUGUCUUCCCUACCCUCUGUCAUUCCCUGGGGGCUCAUCAACCUGCAGAAGCUGAACCUGGCAGACAAUCACCUGGGUGAGCUUCCCAGAGUGCAGUCAGCAGACGAGAUCAUCUGUUCCAGGCUCCUGGAGGUGGACAUUUCUGGCAACAAGCUGUCCCAGCUGCCACUGGGGCUACUGCACCUCUCCAGGCUUCAGAAACUGAAGGCUGCAAAAAACUACCUAGAAAAUCUAUUUGAGGGACAAAAUGCCACUAACUGGAUUGGCUUGCGGAAACUUCAAGAGCUUGAUGUUUCUGACAAUAGAUUGACAGAACUCCCUGAACUUUUCCUGCAUUCUCUCAAGUCGCUCACUUGCCUAGAUGCCUCCAGAAACAACCUGAGAGCCUUCCCAGAGCCCUGGGCCUGCCCCCUGAAAUGUUGCAAGGCAUCCAGAAAUGCCCUGGAGUUUCUGCCAGACAAAAUGGCUGUGUUUUGGAAAAACCAUCUCAAGGAUGUGGAUUUUUCAGAAAACACACUAAAGGAAGUUCCCCUGGGACUUUUCCAGCUUGAUGCCCUGAUGUUUCUCAGGCUGCAGGGCAACCAGCUGGGGGUGCUCCCACCUCAUGAGAAAUGGACCUGUAGGCAGCUCAAAACCCUGGACCUCUCUAGAAACCAGCUUGGAAAAAAUGAAGAUGGACUUAAAACAAAGCGUAUUUCCUUUUUCACCACCAGAGGUCGCCAGCAUUCAGGGACUGAAACAGGCUAUGCGCUGGAGUUCCCAGCCUUCCUCAGUGACUCUCUGGAGGUCUUGUGUCUGAAUGACAACCACCUGGAAGUCAUGCCCCCAUCAGUUUGCUCACUGAGGAACUUGUCCGAGCUCUACCUGGGGAACAACCCUGGCCUGCGGGAACUUCCUCAGGAGCUAGGGCGUCUGGGGAACCUUUGGCAGUUGGAUGUUGAAGACCUGCACAUCAGCAACAUACCUGCUGAGAUUCAGAAAGAAGGCCCCAAGGCAAUGCUGUCCUACCUGCGUGCUCAGCUGCGGAGGGCUGAGCGGUGCAAGCUGAUGAAGAUGAUCAUCGUGGGGCCCCCUCGCCAGGGAAAGUCUGUCCUCCUGGAGAUCCUGCAGACUGGCAAGGUCCCUCAGGAAAUACACAGUGAGGCUGCCAUCAGAACCACCAAGUGGGAGCUUCACCGGCCAGCUGGCUCGAAGGCCAAGGUAGAAUCUGUGGAGUUCAACGUCUGGGACAUUGGUGGCCCAGCCAGCAUGGCCACAGUCAAUCAGUGUUUUUUCACGGACAAGGCCUUGUACAUGGUGGUCUGGAACCUGGCACUGGGCGAGGAGGCCGUGGCCAGCCUCCAGUUCUGGCUACUGAACAUUGAGGCCAAGGCCCCAAACUCAGUGGUGUUAGUGGUGGGAACGCACCUGGACUUAAUUGAAGCCAAAUUCCGUGUGGAGAGGAUUGCCACCCUCCGGGCCUACGUGCUGGCACUCUGCCGCUCACCCUCAGGGGCCAGAGCCACAGGCUUCCCAGACAUCACCAACAAGCACUUACACGAGCUCUCCUCCAAGAACCUGGAGGGUCACGAGGAGCUGCGGCACCUCAUCUUCCAGGUCAUCUGUGGCAUGAAGGAUGUGGGCAGCACCAUCGGCUGUCAGCGUCUUGCCGGGAGGCUGGUUCCUAAGAGCUACCUGAGUCUCCAGGAGGCAGUCCUGGCAGAGCAGCAGCAACGUAGCCAGAGCAAUGCCGUCCAGUACCUGACGGACAGGCAGCUGGAGCAGCUGGUGGAGCAGACCCCAGAAAGCGACAUCUGGGACUAUGAGGACCUCCAGGCUGCCAUCAGCUUCCUCAUAGAAACGGGCUCACUCCUGCACUUCCCGGACACGAGCCAUGGCCUGCGGAACCUCUACUUCCUCGACCCCAUUUGGCUGUCCGAGUGCCUCCAGAGGAUUUUCAACCUCAAAGGCUCCAGAUCUGUGGCCAAGAAUGGGGUGAUCCGUGCAGAGGACCUCAGGCUGCUACUGGUGGGCACUGGCUUCACACAGCAGACUGAGGAGCAGUACUUCCAGUUCCUGGCCAAGUUCGAGAUUGCCCUGCCUGUGGCCAAUGACAGCUACCUCCUGCCACACCUGCUUCCCUCCAAGCCUGGCCUGGACACCCACAGCAUGCGGCAUCCCACACUAAACACCAUCCAGAGGGUGUUCAAGAUGAGCUUCGUUCCCAUUGGCUUCUGGCAGAGGUUCAUAGCAAGGAUGCUGAUCAGCUUAACAGAGAUGGACCUGCAGCUCUUUGAAAACAAGAAGAACACUAAAAGCAGGAACAGAAGAUUGACCAUUUACAGCUUUGCAGGAAACCAGAGAAAUCGCUGUAGCACCUUCAGAGUGAAAAGGAACCAGACCAUCUACUGGCAGGAAGGGCUUCUGGUCACUUUUGAAGGGGGCUACCUCAGUGUGGAGUCCUCUGAUGUGAACUGGAAAAAGAAGAAGAGCGGAGGAAUAAAAAUCAUCUGUCAGUCCGAAGUGAGGGACUUUUCUGCUGUGGCUUUCAUCACGGAUCAUGUCAACUCCUUAAUUGAUCAGUGGUUUCCUGCCCUGACAGCCACAGAGAGCGAUGGCACCCCCCUCAUGGAGCAGUGCGUGCCCUGUCCCGUGUGCGAGGCAGCCCGGGCACGGACCUCAGACCACAGUGAGAAGGCCGAGGCUGUGCAGUACUUCGACAUGGAGGACUGUGUGCUGGCUGCCAUCGAGCAGGAUGUCAUCUCCUGCCCCCAACACCCGGACCUCCCUGUGCCCCUGCAGGAGCUGGUGCCCGAGCUAUUUAUGACCGACUUCCCAGCCAGGCUCUUCCUGGAGAACAGCAAGCUGGAGCUCAGUGAGGUGGAGAGCAGCAUCCUGGGCCAAGGCGGCAGCGGCACUGUAAUCUACCAGGCCCGCUACCAAGGCCAGCCUGUGGCUGUGAAGCACUUCCAGAUCAAGACGUUCAAGGACUUCACCAGUGUCCCAGCAGAUACCAUGCUGCGGCACCUGCGGGCCACAGACGCCAUGAAGAACUUCUCAGACUUCCGGCAAGAGGCCAGCAUGCUGCAUGCCUUGCAGCACCCCUGCGUCGUCUCACUCAUCGGCAUCAGCAUCCACCCACUUGGCUUCGCACUGGAGCUCGCUCCACUGGGCAGCCUCAACACUGUGCUGGCUGACAAAGCCAAAGACUCUUCCUUUAUGCCCCUGGGACACAUGCUCACAUUGAAAGUAGCCUACCAGAUCGCCUCUGGCCUGGCUUACCUGCACAAGAAAAACAUCAUCUUCUGUGACUUGAAGUCAGACAACAUUCUAGUCUGGUCUCUGGAUGUCAGAGAACACAUCAACAUCAAGCUGUCAGACUACGGCAUCUCCCGGCAGUCAUUUCACGAGGGUGCCUUGGGCGUGGAGGGCACACCUGGCUACCAGGCUCCGGAGGUCAGGCCCCGCAUUGUGUAUGAUGAGAAGGUAGACAUGUUCUCCUAUGGAAUGGUGCUCUACGAGCUGCUAUCAGGACAACGGCCUGCAUUAGGCCACCACCAGCUGCAGAUUGCCAAGAAGCUAUCCAAAGGUGUGCGGCCUGUUCUGGGACAGCCAGAGGAAGUGCAAUUCCACCGGCUGCAGGCACUCAUGACAGAGUGCUGGGACACCAAGCCUGAGAAGCGACCCCUGGCCCUGUCUGUGGUGAGCCAGAUGAAGGAGCCGACGUUUGCAGUCUUCAUGUACAUGCUGCCCUGUGGGAGGCAGACAUCCUUCUUCUCGUCCCCGGGCCAGGAAUACACCGUGGUGUUCUGGGACGGUAGAGAGGAGGCCAGGAACUACACGGUGGUGAAUACGGAGAAGGGCCUUCUGGAAGUGCAAAGACUGAGCUGCGCAGGCAUGCAGCUAAGCUGCCAGCUGAAGGUCCAGAGCUCCCUGUGGACAGCAACAGAGGACCAGAAGAUCUACAUCUACCACCUCAAGGGCAUGUGCCCUCUGCGUGUACCACAAAGGACACUGGAUACACCAGCUGUUGUCACCUGCUUCCUAGCAGUGCCUGUGAUCAAAAAGAAUGCCUACCUGGUGCUGGCAGGCCUGGCGGACGGGCUGGUGGCCGUGUUCUCAGUGACUCGAGGCACCCCUGAUGACAGCUGUUCCUACCUGUGCUCCCACACAGCCAACAGGUCCAAGUUCAGCAUCCCGGAUGAGGACGCAAGGCAGAACCCCUACCCCGUGCGGGCCAUGGAGGUGGCCAACAGCGGCUCUGAGGUCUGGUACAGCAAUGGGCCUGGCCUGUUGGUGGUCGACUGUGCCUCCCUGGACAUCCACCAAAGGCUGGAGCCCUACUCAGCCCCCUCAGUGGUCACCUCCAUUGCAUGCAGCUCUGAGUGCACAGGGGAGGAGGUUGUGUGGUGCCUGGACGACAAGGCCAACUCCUUGGUCAUGUACCACUCUGCCACCUACCAGCUGUGUGCCCGGUACUUCUGUGGAGACCCCAGUCCUCUGCGGGACAAGUUCCCAGUGUGGCCAACAGGCCUGGACCCCACAGGCAGCCCUGCAGCCAGCCCACAGGAGCUCCAGGGUGAUGGCCUGGCCGACAUGAGUAUCAUGUUUAGUGAAGAACGUGGCAUGCAGAUCCUUGCACACCAGGACUCACUGACCGACUACUGCUCCUUGUCCUCCUGCUCCUCGCCUCCCCAUCCGGCCACCAGUGGCCCUGUCAGCCUGCCCAGCUCCCCAGCCAGCUCGGCCAGCAUGCCAUUUUCCACGGACUUUGAGGACCCUGACCAGUCACUGGACCUGGGGGCCUGCUCGGGUCUGUCUGUGCAGGACCUGAGCCCUGUCGACGGGGAAACCUGUGGCCAGCGCCUACAGGCCGUGAAGAUCCUGGCUGUUAAAGACCUCAUUUGGGUCCCAAGGCGCAAUGGAGACAUUGUCCUCAUCGGCCUGGAGAAGGAGACAGGUGUCCAGCAAGGCCACGUCGUAGCUGUGCUGAAGGCCCGAGAACUGACUCACCGUGGGGUUCUGAUGGAUGCAGCGGUGGUAUCCAAGGACACAGUGGUGUGCGCCUUCGCAGAUGAGAACUCAGAGUGGUGCCUAGCUGUCUGGAGGGGCUGGGGUGCCAAGGAGUUGAGCAUCUUUUACCAGUCCUGUGAGGAGCUGGUCCGCUUGGAGACUUGUGCCCGCAAAAGAAGGUAG
Molecule: messenger RNA, 6042 nt
Organism: Elephantulus edwardii (Cape elephant shrew)
Lineage: Eukaryota; Metazoa; Chordata; Mammalia; Macroscelidea; Macroscelididae
Gene: LRRK1
Product: leucine-rich repeat kinase 1
Exons: 34
Coding region: 1-6042 (2013 amino acids)
Biological process (GO): protein phosphorylation
Molecular function (GO): protein binding; protein kinase activity; ATP binding
Source: RefSeq, a predicted model, not a curated record